Messenger RNA from Hyalella azteca, 2672 nucleotides. RefSeq names its product tubulin monoglutamylase TTLL4-like. Gene Ontology annotation, biological process: microtubule cytoskeleton organization; protein polyglutamylation. Gene Ontology annotation, molecular function: tubulin-glutamic acid ligase activity; tubulin binding. Lineage: Eukaryota; Metazoa; Arthropoda; Malacostraca; Amphipoda; Hyalellidae. The transcript has 11 exons. Gene Ontology annotation, cellular component: cilium. Bases 42 to 2657 code for a protein of 871 amino acids. The record is from RefSeq and is a predicted model, not a curated record.
AGCUGAGUUAAUAUUAGUCAAGUUACUUUUUUGGCUCUAGAAUGUCGGGGGAUAAAAUAGAAAGCUCCAUAGUUUCUUCUUCUGUUCAAUUAUCUAGUGCUGGUGUUUUUGAUGAUGUACCUAAUGGUGAGUGUGUAUCAAACUGUAGUGAAAAUUCACCAACAGUAAAAUUGACAACCAAGAGAAAUAACACAGACCACCCUUGUGAACUCCAUUCAACCUCUGAAAAUAAACCUUUUGCCAUCUCAAAGAGACAAAAACUCAUGCAUGAGUUAGAUUGUGCAGAAACUCCCUCAGAACCUAUAUCAGACUUGAUUCUUUGUGCAUCUAAAAGAAUAAGCAUGAGUGGCAUCAAUGCUACUAAUUUACUUCAUAAUCCAUUGUGUGAGAGGAAUAUUAGGCUAGAAAAUGAAAGCAACUCUUGCUCAAAAAUGAAUUAUGAAAAUAAAAAUUCAAGAGCAAGUGAUGACAAUGUCACAGAAAAACAAGUGCCCAAGGAACAUGCAAUGAUGAAUGAAAAUGGAAAAUCUUGUAUUAACAGCAACUCAAUCUUUGUUGAUAAUGUAAAUAACAAUGAAAAUGAUUCAAGCAAACUCACAGAUAUUUUGAAGAUUCAAAAUGAUCCAACAGCUCCAACAGUUUCUUUAUCAUCUGCCAUAUCAACAUUGGACAGUCAGUUAUCCCAACACAGCCCUGCCUCAACCACCCUGCACUACAUUGCUCGACUGCCAGAUGGCUGCCUAAAGCAGACGUUGGACGGUCUCGAGGAUGUGAGUGCAACUCCACCUCAUUAUCCUCAUCAUCCAACUCCUCUCCAUGUGCCCUCUUACUCUGGUGAUGAAGAUGAUGAUAAUUACCUUGACUCCUCAGAAGAUGAAGAUGCUGGGGGUGAGGGUCUUGGAAACAUUGACGAGGAAGAAAGCUGUGGAGAGGAUGACGGCAGCGUUGUGAGCACUGUCGGGUCUACCUGCUCCCUGCGCUCAGUGGCCAGUGAAGCAUUGGCUGCCAUUUGUCGAAAUGAGCAGGGCCAGGCCACCAACCUAGAUGGAUCACUGUUGUACAGUGCUGCACCAUCCCCUCAGCCUCUGCCAGCCUUCUCACCCUCACUAUUUUCUUACGUCCCUCCCGCCAUCCGCUUCUGCCAACACAAUGAAAUGUGUCGGCCUCUACCUGAGUGUGUGGGCAAGCUGCUCAAGUGGCGACACACUCCCAUCACUCCCCUGAUUAUACGCAAAACUGUUGCCAAUUCUGGAUACAAGAUGACCAAACGCACAUUGCUGUGGUCCGGCACCUGGGGCAAGCAUAUGAAGAGCACGUGCUACAAGUCCGUCAAAUCUUACCAGAAAGUCAACCAUUUCCCUGGCACUUUCCAGAUCGGCAGGAAAGAUAAACUCUGGAGCAACUUCCUGAGACUGCAGAACAGAUUUGGCAAAGAAGAAUUUGGCUUCAUUCCAAAGACGUUUGUUCUCCCUGCUGAGCUUUCAGCUCUAAAAACUGCCUUUGAUAAAGAAGGCGUCAAGAAGAAGUGGAUUGUGAAGCCUCCAGCGUCGGCGAGAGGCACCGGCAUACAAGUGGUAGAUAAAUGGUCGCAGCUGGACCAGGAGUCGCAGCUGGUGGUGCAGCGCUACGUAAGUCGUCCAUAUCUCAUCAACAACACCAAGUUUGACUUGAGAAUAUACGUGGCGGUCACGUCCUUCCAUCCACUCAGAAUAUACCUCUACAAUGACGGCUUGGUGCGCUUUGCUUCUGUUGAGUACCGCAACGAGUCGACGAGCUUGAGCGACCGCUUUAUGCACCUCACCAACUACAGCGUCAACAAGUCCAGCUCCUCCUACACACACAACGCUGAGGCGGGCGAGUGUCAGGGCCAUCGCUGGACGCUCUGGUCGCUCUGGGCAUACCUCAAGCCUCUGGGCAUAGACACGGGCGCCAUCUGGAGCCGUAUUGCCGACAUGGUCAUCAAGACAGUCAUGAGCGGCGAACACGACAUCAUUACGCGAGCCAGGAAAAACCUUCGCUCGAAGUAUUCAAGCUACGAGCUCUUUGGAUUUGAUGUUUUACUUGACGAGAAAUUGCGACCGUGGCUCCUGGAGGUGAACAUUUCUCCGUCACUGCACUCGGCCUUCUCGCUAGACUACAAAGUCAAGGGGCCUCUCAUGUCCUCACUGCUCACCAUGGCCUCCUUCCAUGUCCCUGACCACCGCUCCCUCACCCCUCAGAUGCAGCACGAGGUGCUGUCGGAAUACGGACUUUCGGAGCGGGUGAGCCGCCUUACGCUAGACCAUCGCCUGUACACUCGCCUGCUCACUGACGCCGAGCAGCGCAAGCACACUGAAAUUAACAACAUGACCAGACCUCAGUACCUCACCGCCGUGCUUGAGAACCUCACGCCUGAUGAUGUGCGACAUCUUGUUCUUGGAGAAGACGAGCUCAAUAGGGCUGGAGCGUUCACGUGCAUCUUCCCAACUUCUGAGACUCAUCAAUACUUUGGGUUCUUUGAGAAGCCUCGCUAUUACAACCGCCUGUGGGACGCGUGGGAGAACGCCUAUGGUUCAUGCCGGCAAAAGGGUACGAACAAUAUUCUGAGUCUGCUUUUGCUAUUGAUAAAGUUGCCACCCUCCAAUACCAGCAAUGCGAUCAGUCUGGUGAAAUUUUAAAAGUUUUGACGGUUU